This is a messenger RNA of Penicillium soppii, 1980 nucleotides long. Its product is annotated as fungal specific transcription factor domain-containing protein. The transcript is spliced from 2 exons. Bases 1 to 1980 code for a protein of 659 amino acids. The record is from RefSeq and is a predicted model, not a curated record. NCBI's taxonomy places the organism in Eukaryota, Fungi, Ascomycota, Eurotiomycetes, Eurotiales, Aspergillaceae.
AUGUAUGUAUCAGAGAAAGAUACGGGAGACUCCGUCGACUGCAUACCCAGUGAUACGUCCGUUGGCAAGAAAAAGCGUUCAAUCUCAGAGACUGCCGAGUAUCCCCGAAGACGGGCAACGAUAGCUGUAAGCGCCUUUGGCACAUCUGUUCAAGGCGUAUUUGACUUUGUUUCAGUGCCAGAUAUGCCGGCUGCGCAAAACCCGAUGCAACGGGACUCGGCCCAAGUGUCAACUGUGUUCCGACUUGAAUGCAGAAUAGAGCCCGGAAUUAAACUCGAUGCUGGAGACAAGCUUAUACUGGAUCAACUGGCCAGAAUUGAAAGUCUGCUACAUUCGAACCUAACCAACCAAUCACCCCAUCUAGCUCUUUCUACUACUUCCCCAGCCACCAGCAAUGAGACCAACGUUGGCAGCGAUGAUCAAUUGACUAAAACGUCUUCCACUGGAUUGCCAGUUCCUGGAAGAUUGUCUGCUGUGGGGCUCGGUUCCUGGGUUAACCCACCUGCCAGUAUAAGCAUCUCCACGAUGCCGAAGAUGCAUACUACUCCGGCUGUUCACCUUCUUCAAUGGCCCCUGAUACGCGACUUGGUCUCUGGGGCCUACGAUCCCCAACAUCUACUACAACUGGAAAUGGCUCGUGAGUCGUUGCGGCUGACUCCGAAUUCAGGCUUCGAUUUGACAAAUGCACCCACGUACGCUCAGGCCUUUUUCGCCUAUGGCAAUGUCUGGUAUGCUUGCGUCAAUCCGUACACUUGGAAUCGAUAUUACCAAUCAGCUCUCGCACAAGGAUUUCAAGAAGGACCGAUGAGCUGUCUUGUUCUCCUGGUACUGGCCCUUGGCAGCGCUAGUCAUAGUGGCAGUAUCUCCUUUGUACCAGCAGAUCGCGAACCGCCAGGGCUCCCUUACUUUGCCGCUGCAUGGAGCAUUCUGCCGUCGGUAAUGAUGCGAAACACUGUGAUUGCGACACAGUGCAUGGUCCUGGCCUCUGCCUAUUUAUUUUAUUUAGUGCGACCUUUGGAGGCCUGGACCCUGCUCUCAAACGUGAGCAUGAAAUUGCAGUUAUUGUUCGGCAGUCCUAACCGAAUCCCUGCCCAAUGGAGAGAGCUAAGUGUGAGGGUUUAUUGGAACGCUUUGUUAUUUGAAAGUGAUCUCUUAGCUGAGCUGGAUCUCCCACACUCUGGUAUUGUCAACUUCGAGGAACUCGUGGAUCUCCCGGGAGGCUUUGAGGAAGAAGACGAGGAUGAUGGGGACGAGGAGGAGCGAGACAAAGACCAAGGUGGAACCAGCAAAUAUCAGAGUUCCUCACGCCUGGUAGACUCCCACCUGGCCGAUCGACAUGAUGAGCUCUGGUACUUUCUGGCAGAGAUCGCAUUGCGCAGACUAUUGAACCGCGUCAGCCACAUCAUUUAUCAAAAGGACAGCACACACACCCUCGCGUCAUUGGGCCCGAUCGUCUCGGAGCUCGACUUCCAGCUGUCUCAAUGGUAUGACAGUCUACCUCAGCCUGUUCAGUUUCCCCUUACCCAAGCACCUCUUUCCAAUCCGGUACAAACAGUAUUAAGACUUCGCUACAAUGCAUGUCGCACAAUUAUCUAUCGCCCAUAUAUCCUGGCAGUCUUUGAGAAUGAACAAGCAGGAGCGGACGCAGGGGUGAAAGAGUGCUGUCGGCGAUGUUUGGAUGCUACACUCCGCCAGCUGGAGCAUAUCACCAGCCACCGUGAAGGCCAUCUUCCAUACCUCUGGCAAGGUGCUCUCUCUAUGGUUUCACAGACACUGCUAAUCAUGGGUGCCACCAUGUCCCCUACCCUUUCCACCUUGCUCCCGCCUGCACAACGAAUGGACGCGAUAAUUGCGGGUGUUGUAACGGAGGUCGAGAGAUAUGCGCACCUAGCACCCAGUCUGAAACUGUCUGCUGAGAUCAUCCGAGAUGCGGAGCGGCGGCGACAGAUUUGUCUUCGAUCGUCCAGUAUAUGCCUCUGA